CGAAGGGCGGAGCUCAGCCAAUCGGAACCGAGAAGGGCGGGGUUGGACUCCGGGAAGGGGCGCUCUCAGGGAAGUAAACCGCGUUGCCAGCGCGUCUUUCGGCCUCACCUGCGUCUGCAUCUGCCCUGCACCUGCAGCUUCGCCUUUCCCCAGUAGGGCUGACGCUGACCGGAAGGGUGACGGGGGACGCCUGCUCGCGUCGUCAUGGCCUACCCGGGAUACGGAGGAGCGUUUGGAAAUUUUAGUGGUCAGAUGCCAGGAAUGCAGAUGCAAAUGGGACAGCCAGUGCCAGGAACAGGGCCAAACCUGCUGCGUGGUGGAUACCCAGCAUAUUCUGAUAGUUAUUCCUCAGUGGGAGACCCCAUGUGGACAUACUUCACUGCUGUUGCUGGACAGGAUGGUGAAGUGGAUGCUGAGGAACUUCAGAAAUGUUUGACACAGUCUGGAAUUAAUGGAACUUAUUCUCCCUUCAGUUUGGAAACCUGCAGAAUUAUGAUCGCCAUGUUGGAUAGAGAUUACACAGGGAAAAUGGGAUUUAAUGAAUUCAAAGAACUUUGGGCAGCUCUUAAUGCCUGGAAGCAAAACUUCAUAACUAUUGAUCAAGACCACAGUGGCACAGUGGAACAUCAUGAAUUGAAUCAAGCCAUUGCUGCUAUGGGUUAUAGGUUGAGUCCUCAAACAUUAACUGCUAUUGUUAAACGGUACAGCAAGAAUGGCCGAAUCUUCUUUGAUGAUUAUGUUGCUUGCUGUGUGAAGCUUCGAGCAUUGACAGAUUUCUUUAGGAGAAGAGACCACUUGCAACAAGGGGUUGUGAAUUUUGUAUAUGAUGAUUUUUUGCAGGGUACUAUGGCAAUUUGAAUGUCUAGAAUUUGAAAGCUGAAGAAACACUGUGAAUUUUUUUACCUGGAAGAAAUGAACUGGACUACUUUGAAUUUGAAGCUUUGGGGGUUUUUCUGUGUUAAACCUGUUCCCUUUCUAUGUGUUUUUACUUUAGUGCAUAGUUCAAAGCAAUAAAAGAAGUGCUUUUGUAUUUGGAAUAUUAAUUGCUUUUAGAAAAGUUAUCACUUAACAGGUAUCUGUAUGGUAUCCUAAAAUAUUGGUAUAUGAUGAAUUGAUAUAAAUACCUUUUAACUUUAAUUUUUAACAUUGUUAACCCAGAAGAAUGUACUUACAAGAGACUAUAUAAGAAGCCAAAUAAUGAAAGUCUAGAUAAAGCUAAUGUAUACUUACCAGAAGGUUACAAAUUAUACUUUGAAAUUUUGUUUGUAGUCAUUGGUUGUGAAAGGGAGCUAGAAGGAGAAGCCUGGAUUUUGUGCCAUAUUUGUAAGAGAGUUUAUUCCUUGAUCACAUAAUUCAAGAACAGAAACUCACUGGUCUUUGUCUAUGAAGAGAGAAAGUUCCUAAAAUUUUAUGUUACAUCACCUUAGGUGCACCAUAAAUUAACCUAUAGAAAUAAGGCUACAGGAUGCAUUUUUUUUCCUUUGUUUUUGUCAGUGCAUAUUUUUUUCAAUAUGCUUUUUUGUCUUCUGUGGAAAAAAAGUUCUUAAUAAACAUCCUUUUGUGACUGUACUUUUUUUCAUUAGUGACAACAAAGCCUAAAAUGGCAUCUUCCUUUUAAAUCUAGACUUUCUGGAAGUGAUACAUAUUUUUAAUGAAAUGUCAACAUUUCAAUGUAUUCUGUGAAGCUAAAUUGUUUUAUAUAUAUAAUGCCAACUGUUCACAAAAUUAAAAAACAAGUAAUCUACCACUUUGCUUAAAUGUUCAGAAAUUUUAAGUUUGACUUUCUCAACAUUAGCUGCGGGUUUACCAUUGGCAUUGGUAAACUGGUAAGUCGUUGAGUGCAGGUGUGUAAUGUUGGGGGGGUACUGACCACAGGUGGCACCAUGGCCUGUUUCUGUGGCAUUACUGUGGAAAGUUGCAAAGUGGUCAUCAAAUCCUUAGCAUUUAAGAUCCCUGGUGUGAGCUGUUGUAAUUAAUCCAGCUGCUUUCCUGGCAAAUGUUCUGUCUUUCUUAGUGAAGAUUUAAAAAAACAUGUAUUUUUCUUACACUUUAACUGAAGGUCUUCCAGCUUAAAAUGUGAGUACAAAUUGACAUGAUUUUAGUAUGACUGGUGACCAAUUUAAUUAGGCUUUUUAUAAAAUUCUGUGUUUCUUAAAGGGUGGAGGGUGAAUGGCAGUAUCUUGAAAGAAAACUUUUUAUAAACUCACAGAAUUUUAAAUCAACUUUUACUUUUAACAGUCCUGGAAAGGAAGUAUUGGAUAGUCAUUUUGAUAUUAUAAUUUUAUACAAUUAGCUAUCAUUUGGUCAGCAGUAUAAAAUGUGUGAUGAAAUAAUCCAUAUACUUUUGUCCUCUGGAUGUUUUUUUCCAUGAACAUAUAUUUGAUAAUGUGAGAGGAUGUUAACUGAGCCAUUAAAAAAAAAAUACAGGAUUCUAAUUAGAAGUCUUGUUGGGAAAAACUAAUGUAAACACACUCAUAUCAUUCAUGUUGAAUAAGGGUGAUAAUAUGACUCAGCAGCCUGGGAUCUUAACAGCCAGUUUACAGGUAAUCUAGUCACUGUACUGUUCUGAGGUCUGUUCUAGUUUUUCUUUACUUGGAGGCUACUGGUUGAGGCAAAACUUUAAAAAUGACAUAUGGUAUUCUUCAUAUAAAUUUCUGCCAGAUGACACCUUGUAUUAGAACUCUUUAUAUGAUUCUCUAAUUCAUCCUCUUCCAAAGGUGUUCUUAUGAAUUUUGGUCGUAGGAGAUCUGUGAAGGAGUUUCGAUGAGCAAAUGUACUUGGGAAAUUUUCACCCUUUUCAGGGAGUUUGAUAAAGCCUAAGGUACAUAAAAUCCGGUUUACUUUUAUUUGACCCAGUUUUUUCCAAACUUUUUUGACCACAGAACCCCUUUCUCUAGCAAAGCUGAUUUUCCAUGCCAAUCCAACUUACUUGUCAGACAGUUCUUUUGUCCUUUCCAUUAAACAGAUAAUCUUACCAAACGUUAGCCAUUGAGAAUAUUUUACUUGGAUUUUUAUACUGAAAUGCAAUUCACUUUUUGAUGCUCUCAAGAUAAUUGAUGUAAACAGACAUCCAUUACACAUAAAAAUUAAAUAGUGGAUGAUGAACAAUGCCUGGAAUAUGAAUAUAAUGUGGUAGUUUGUACUGUUUAAGUCACACCCAGUUUUCUUGUGAUGAUGUAAAUUAUUGAAUAAUGUACACUCUUAACAUCUAAGUGCUUUUAUUUGUACAGUAAACAUGUUUCCAUGUCAUUUUGAGAAUUUUUUAAUAAACAUUCAAAUAGC
Molecule: messenger RNA, 3282 nt
Organism: Mirounga angustirostris (Northern elephant seal)
Lineage: Eukaryota; Metazoa; Chordata; Mammalia; Carnivora; Phocidae
Gene: GCA
Product: grancalcin
Exons: 8
Coding region: 205-858 (217 amino acids)
Molecular function (GO): calcium ion binding
Source: RefSeq, a predicted model, not a curated record